Messenger RNA from Rotaria socialis, 11331 nucleotides. NCBI's taxonomy places the organism in Eukaryota, Metazoa, Rotifera, Eurotatoria, Philodinida, Philodinidae. The record is from the annotation of a GenBank genome assembly.
UUAUUAUUGAAUUCGAAUGUAAUCAAUGGUCCAAUACAUGCCAAUAUUGCUUCCAUAGAUGACCAUGCUGUUUCAGAUGAUGAAAAUAGUGAUUCAACAGAUGAUAAUGAUGUUCCAACACAUGCCAACAUCGCUCCACACAUUUUAGAACGCACUAGUCUGUGGUUAUUGACAACUAUCAUAAAUAAUAUUUUAAAAAGUGAACCGAAUUUAUUGAAUGAAUUUCUAAAACGAGUAAAACCAAAAUUAAUGGGACUUGAUGACGAGCAAGUGGAUCAACCAGAAGUGCCAAACCUCUACCAUCAGUUUGUGCCACAAUUUCAAGAUACUGAUGAUGAUGAUGAUAAAAAUUUAUCGAAUGAUAUUCUCAUCCCUCAUGAACUACAGCGGGUUGUUCCAACUCCGAUGGCACCAGACGUUCGGCCAGCAGUACAAGUGAUUGAUCUUCCACUAUUAGAAAAAAUAAAAAGUUCAUUAGGAAAGUUUGAAUACAACAAUGAUAGUCUACUAUAUAUUUGGAAAACGAUUAUGAUUAUUUCGAGUGAAAAUGCAAUGAAUACGACUCAACAACUUAUCAUUGCAUUGCACAAGCAUGUUACAAGUCAAUUAACUAGUUAUCCAUUAGCUGAAGCCAGUUUUCAACUUCAAACUUUACUUACCGAUUCCCACUCUCCAACUGUACAAAAGUCGAUCGAGAUUUUUAAUGAAUAUCUAAUGCACACACAAACUAAGCCAUUAUUUUAUCGUCUAUUAUUACAUCCAGGCGUAACUGAAGAACAACUCGAAAAUUUUAUGUCACCCAUUCGUCAGUUAGCCCGAGAACUAUCUCAUGUCGAAUUCGUUGUUUUUUUCGACGAAGUUAAUACGGCAUCAUGUCUUGGUCUGUUCAAAGAGAUGUUCAUGGAUCGAACAUUACACGGACACAGUCUACCGGAAAAUAUCUUCUUCACGGCUGCUAUUAAUCCGUCUAUUAAAUUAAGUGACGAUACUGUUGUUCAUCGACAAAAUUAUCUGGUGCAUCAAUUGCCACAAGCAUUGGAAAACUUAAAAGUUUCUUAUGGAGCCUUAGAGCCGGCAUCAUUAAAAGAGUAUAUUGACAAAAAAAUCGCCAAAUUUCGUAUUAAUUCUUUAAAUAAUAGUCAGAAAGUGAUGCCAUUAGAAGAAUAUGCCCGAGAAAUGCUUGCUGAAUCUAUCCUUAAUGCACAGCAUUUCUGUGAAAAAUAUCUCGGACAAAAUUCUGUGUCCCAACGUGAAAUUCAAAGAUGCUUUAAUUUAAUUGAAUUCUUUUGGCAUAUGCGAUUUGAUGAUGAGAUCGAAAAUGACGGUAACUUGUAUCAACCAAAUCCUAUCCGAUGUAUUGCAUUAUCAUUGGCUUUGAUUUAUUAUUUUCGACUACCAACAGAAGAAGAUAAUGCACAACGAAAUGAUAAACAAACGCCAACACGUGAACAACUUGCUAAAUUACUUUCUCAAACUAUACCAGAUUUUGUUGAUGUCAUUCAAAAUGAAUUGGAUAGAUUUGUAAAUAGUGACAAUUUUGUAAUUCCACAUGCUGUUGCUAUCAAUCAGGCUGUUCGCGAACAUAUAUUCGCUAUUGUUGUUAGUAUCGUUACUCGAACACCAUUGUGUAUAAUCGGUGCGCCAGGUCAAUCAAAAACAUUAUCAUUUCAAAUUGUUUUACAAAAUUUGCAAGGUUCACAAUUAUCGAUAAAACCAUUUUGUAAACGUUUACCAGCUAUUGAUCCAUUCUUUUGUCUCGGCUCGAAAUAUAGUCGCUCUGAAGAUAUUGCUUAUAUAUUUGAACGAGCUCUUAAACGUGAGCAACAAUACGAACAAAAUCGCAUGGAUACACGUUGUGUUGUUUUCUUAGACGAAGCGUCAUUACCCGAUGAAAAGAAAAUGGUACUUAAAGUUUUACAUCCCUAUUUAGAUGAAUGUAAAGUUGCAUUUGUGGCUAUUGCAAAUAAAUCAUUUGAUGCUGCUAAUGCAAAUAGAAUGAUUUGUGUUUAUCGUUCAUUGCCAUCUAGAGAUGAUCAAAAUAUUUUAGCUUAUGGUUGUCUUGGUCUAAAAAUGAAAACUAGUGGCCAACAAGCAGUAGACAAUCGUCUUGAAGCAAUAAUCAAUGGUCUUUGUCAAGGAUAUCGUCGUAUAUUAGAUACGCCGAGUGUUCCUCACAUUUAUCAUGAUCGUGAUUUUAUUUAUAUGCUGCGAGAAUUAAGAUUCGAAUUAACAACAACAACAACAGAUGAUCAAGAGACACGCGUCACUGGAAUAACGCCACUAAGUCUUCUACGAGCAUUAGAAGAUAAUUUCAAUGGAGUUAAAAGAGAUGAAUUUGAAAAAUUAGUUGAAAUAUUUUUUCAAGCUGUUCAAGAGCAAUGUCCUGACUUUCGACUACCACCAAAUCGUCGUAAUGUACCGACUAUUCUACGUGAAUCAAUGAAACUUGAUUCACAACAUCGCCGUCUUUAUGGUCGUUAUAAAUUAAUCAUUGAUGAAUCCGAAGAUGAAAGUGCUGUUCGUUUAAUAUCGCAAAAUGGAAUAGUAGAUCUGGAUCCUAAUCGAACAACUGUUUUUCGAAUGUCAGAUUUUGCCGAUGAUAUUCAUAAUGAACUACGUAAUGUUGAAAUAUUAUCAACAAUAAAAUUAUGUAUGGAAACAGGUAAAACAAUAUUGAUGGUCAAUACAGGACGAAUUCAUGGUUCCCUGUAUGAUGUUUUUAAUCAAAAUUUUUCAAUAAUGGCUACUGGAGAUAUGAGAAAGAUCUUUUCAAAAGUCGCCAUAGGUCCUAAAACAAUUGAUGUUGUUGUUCAUGAAGAUUUUCAAUGUAUUGUACAUGUCAAACGAAGUGAAUUCGCGACGAUUCCAGCACCAUUUCUAAGUCGUUUUCAAAAAUAUUCCUUGAGUGUCAACGAUUUCUAUCGAAUUCAAUUCGAACAACUUUCGAUUAAUGAACAGACAAUUAUGAAAAAUGUAGAAGAAAAAUUACAGAUAUUCAUUCAACAUUUUGGACGACAAUAUUUUUAUGGAUUAAAUGAGAAUACAUUAUACUCUUGUUUAUUAUCACUUAUUAAAAAAAAAGAAAAUGAUCAAAGUUAUUUUCUUAAUACUUACCAACAUUAUUCACAAUUAACCAUUAGAUCAAAACAUUUUAUUGAACAAAAUCCAAGUGAUAUUCAAUUGUGUGUGUUACGUUCAGUAAUAUCAAAAUUGAUUCAACUUGUUUCACCCGAAUCAAUUAUUUUGAAAUUACCAACUUUUGAAGAUAAAAUGGCACGAUGGUUAUGCACAAAUUAUUUUCAUCAACAAGAGCAUUUUCAUAUUGAGAAUUUUAUUCAACAAUUAAUAUCAAAUCCAUCUCUGGGCCUUCAAAAUGACGAUUUAUUAACCACAAUGAAUACAAAUGUAAAUACAUUAAAUGAUAUUGGUAUUAUAAGAAAAGUAAUGAUAUUUACACGAACAUCAUCUUAUAUCGUUGGUCUCAAUGAACAAUCGAACUAUGAACUAUUUGGUGGUUUAGAUGAUAAUGAAUAUUGUGACAAAAUUGAAAAUAUUGAUAUACUAAAUUUGGCUGUCAUCGAAAAUUCGAUGGAACUCGAAGAAAAAUUUCAAGUCUUUGAAAAACAUGAAACGAAAAAUGUUUUAAUCGUUAUUAUCAAUGCACGAAUCAUUCAACAACGUUUACACAUUCCAUACGUACGACAAUUAAUUGAUAAAACAGAAUAUUCGUGUAAUGCACUCGAUAGAAAACAAGAUAAAUAUUUUCUUAUGCUGGUACAUUCGCCACCACAAGAACAAUAUCAUCAGUCAUCUUUUCCCUCCAUUUUCUUGCACAGUUGGGACUUUUAUUUCUUCGAUAGUUGUGCACCAGGUAGUGCAUUUCAUCUCCAAAAGAUGUUACAAAUUGUAUCAUCCUCUUUCGAUCAACAACAAGAAUCAUUCGAUAAUGCUUUAUGUGAUUUAAAUAUAUUAUUCGAUGAUUGCUUGUGGGACUUUUGUUCACGAAUUCAAAUAGGUUUACAAGAGUUACCACAAGAUAUGUUUAAGAAUAGAUUCGCUUUUGAAUUCUACAAAUCGCAAACAAGUACAUUACGACGUGUACAAUGUUUAAAACAGAUUCUUCAACAAUCACGACAAUUACAAAAUCACAUUGUAACCAUUUAUCAUGAUCAUUCAUCGAAUAAAAAAGAAUCCUCAAAAAAGAUUUACAAUUCAAUUUAUCAAAUUUCUAAAGAUAUUGUUUGUGGCAAACGAUUCGAUGGUCUAGUCGAAUCUAUUCAAUCGGAAACUCGGAUGUCAUUUACAAACUUUGUUUCAAAUGUAUUUAAAUUUAUCGUUAACGAUUAUGGUUUGGAAACUUUAUCAACAUUAUCAAAUAUGCUAAAUGGAUAUGGUUCAAUGUUAGAAUUAAUCGACUAUUCAUCGUUUGCAAUAGAUGAGAAUCAAGAUAAACUUUCUCCAAUACAACAAGGAAUAUUUCAACUCAUUACACAUUAUACUUGUAUUCCACAAACACCACUCUAUUAUUUAUUUCAUCAACGAAUCAAGACCUGUGCUGAAAAUAUCAAUUUAAAGCAAAUUCUCAAACAAACCAAGCAAAAAGGGAAAGAUGAUGUUCCACGCCAACAUUAUUAUUCCGUUCCACCAAUUACCACAGCUGAUAACAAUUGUGAUGAUGGCGAUGAUGAAAACGAACAAACUGAAUAUACAUUCGAACAAUUUCGAUAUGAAUUAAUGAAAUCAAUUUUAAAUGAUAAAAUUUUAACUGAUAUCAUUAAUGAAAACAUUCUUAAUUCUUAUUCAAAUGAUCUUGUUCGAACAUUUUGCACCAUUGUCGAGAAAAAUUUCGAUGAUAAUUUUAUCCUAUGCCAAAAAACAGUCGAAUUUGUUUCACGUUGGUUAUUACUCGUCGAUGAUAAUGAUCAACAAUCUCUAUCAGAGUGUUCAAAUAGACAUAUUUGGCUUCUCGCUCAUGCUUAUACAUCAUUUGAAUAUGAUCAAAAUGAUCUUUUUUCUCUAUAUUCAGCUUGUCGAAUUAUGGAUAGACUCGAUUCAACCCAAUCAUUUUAUGAUCGUCUAUUGCACGAUAAUCAUAUAACAACACGUUCCGAAGUACGUGAAACAUUAUUUCGAUUUAUGUUUGAUUAUCUAUGGAAAAAUCUUUGUGAAUUUUGUUCAAAAAAUAAUACAAACGAUGAAUGGAUUCAUAUUUAUACAUUUAUUUCGAAAUAUUAUCCAUCAGAUAAAGUUUUACAACGUAUACAACUUAUUGAAAUCAAAGAACAAAUUGAAUUUAUGAAUUUAGCAUAUCUUAUUCUAAUCAAUGAUACAACACCUGAACCGAAAAAUCUUAUAUCUCGUCUAUUGAAUGAUAUACAUCUUGUUCAUAUCAAUAAUAAUAAUAAUAUAUUUAGAAAUCAAAGCAAAUCUGUCUAUCUGAAAUUAUUGGUCACUAUUAUUGAUUAUAUUCAAUCAUAUUUAGAAAAUAGAAAUGCUCAAAAUUCAACAUUAAUGAUCGAUUUACAACAAUGGAUAGUUUCCAUGUUAAAAUCAUCUACAGAAUCAUGUAAAGAAGAAAUUGGAAAUCUUUUUAUAGGCUUAAAUAAAUCAAGUUAUCGUUUAUCAUUACCUAUGAAACAACUUUUAUUCGAUAAAUUAGCUAAUUUAUAUUUAGAAUCUGUACGACAAAAUAGACCAACAACCGAUGCUUGGGAUCGUCUUAUAACACUUUUACCAUUGGUUAUCGAAUGUCUAGAAGAUGAAAAUGUUUUCAAUGGAUACCAAUUGCCUUAUCAUCCAUCGAUUAUAACUGAUGAUAAUAAUCAACGACAACCAUUAAUCGAUUUAUUCUUUUUCUAUCUUCAACGAUAUUUUCACGAUGAAACAAUUAAAUGUAGUUUUGUUAAUAAAAUCAUACGACCAAACUUACCAAAUACAAAAUUUAAAUAUCCAAAAUUAGCGACAGAAAUUUUCAAGAAAUUAAAAGAUUAUUUUCUAGUACGAUUAACUGCUUUACUUCUAUGUCAAACAGAUGUAUCUCCUGAUGAUCAGCGAAUAAUCAGUCGAAUUACAACGGCAAUUAUUACUGAAUAUUUGUUGAUUGAUCGAACAGCGAUUCAACUUACUCAGCAUCUUCAAAUAUUUCUCUCAACUAUUAUAUCAAAACGAUCGUGGAGUUAUCUCUUCAUUUUAUUAAAGUCGGAUCAUAUACAAUGUUUGAAUAGUCAAUGGGCAAAUACUCUUUGUAGUCUAUUAGAAAUGACAAAGACAACAGAAAAUAACAAAUAUAUUCAAUUAUGUCAUAAAAUACAGUUCACGUUAUCGUCAAAUAAUGCAUCCUCUAUAUUUCCUAAAUUGCAUCAAGCAUAUGAACAGUUGAAAGACAUUGUACGUGAAUGUGUCACGGAAAAUGUCGUUGAAGGACGAUGGAAGAAGCUAUCGGAUUGGGUUCAAUUACAACAAAACAUGAAUCCUCCUGUCCUGGAUUUGAAAGAAAUCAAAAUCAUGUUAUUAUUAAAUAUUUAUUAUGAUUAUUAUUGCAGUAACCAGUUGGAGUCUCUUAAUACGCUCAUAGUAUUCAUUGAAAGCACAUUGGAACCAUUACCAGAAGAAUUACAAGUAUUUCGUGUUAUGUUGCAACCUGAACAAUUUAUGAUUGGAUACCCGAGAAGAAAUGGGAAUGUAGAAAAUAAUUUUCUAAACAGUUUAUUUAAAGUUGAUUGUCAAGAUGAAGACGAAUUAUGUAUUCGCCAUUCGCUUGUGAAUCUCAUUGCUAUGAUUCUAAUGGGUGGAAAACAAAGUUUCCUUUGGACAUCUACAUUCAAUCCUUUGAAACUACAGAAUACAUUUGGGUUUGGAUCAACAGCACAUCAAAUCAUUCAAAGUAACGGUGUACAUUAUGAUUGUGGUUGUAUUAUCACACAAAACGGAGAUUUAAUGCAAUUCGAACGAGCACAUGCGAGUGCACUCAAUGUGCCAGCUGUUUAUGUUGCAUAUUUUUCAACAUUUGGUGCUUUAGCUUGGCAUUUAUUAUUAUUUAGUGAAUCUGUUCAAAAUCUUCAUGGUCCUAUAUUAGCACGACAUGCUAUUGCUGAUAACACCGCUGAAGGUCGUCUUGCAGGCAAUAACGAUCGAACGAAAGUGUGUCAUUUUAUUCGUGCUCGAUUAUUGUCGACGUUCAGUUUCUUGUCAGUACGUUCGAAUCAAGAUGAUGCAUGCAUUCUUUUGAAUCGUUGCUUUGAACAAAUGGCUCUGUUAACUAUUAACCAUCAACAAGCAGAAAAUUCUUGGAUUAAACCCGUUUUUAACACGUUAAACGAUGAAUUGAAAGCUGAAGAAGAAUAUCAAAAUCAUGUAUUCUAUUUUGUACAUGGAAAAUUAGCAGAAUAUAAAGCAUACAUUAAUCAUUUGAAUUUACAAUCACAAAUACAAACAAAUUUACAAAAUUUUAUUACACAAAUGCCAAUUACCAUUCAAUUUCUACAUUUUAAAACUGAAUUGCACAAUCCUAUUCAUUCUGCGCUACCACUUAAAAUCUUACGACAUGUUCUUGAUUCUAUGGAUUUUCUUAAGAUUACUAGAUGGAUCUAUGAUCUUAGUCAAUUCUAUAUUCUUCUACAUCAAACAUACACUCAAUUAAUUGAACAAAAUGAAUUUCAUACAAUAACGUUAGAAGAAUUGUAUAAUCGAGGUGAAAAACAUUUCAACCAACCAAAUAAUUUCGAAUAUUAUCAUAGAAACAAUAAUUAUUCAUCAAUUAUUGAUAAAGGAAUUCAAAGUGUCAAUGCCUAUCACAGCUUUACUGAUGGUCUCAUUCGACCGGGUGCUUGUGAUCAAAUGCAACGUUUCACCAUAAUUACACGGGACACACCCAUACACUAUCUAGUUACAACAGCAAAUUAUGAUGAAGGAGAUAUUGUUAUGCGCAUACUCAGUGUUCUAAUCGACUAUCACAAUAGUCUAUUGAAUUCGCUCGAAAAAGAAACGAAUGAAAAUGACAACAAUAUGUUUGGUACGUUAAAAAGUUUAGCUAAUAAAUUAACUUCAAAAGAAGUUUCAAUUCUUCAAAUUAUACAUGAUAAUACUGGCGUAAUUACAUUGACCGACAAUGAUUGCCUAUGGAUCGAACAGUUGUCUUGUGCUACUCUUAUCAAUGACAACGAUGAAUACUUUCAAAAAGCUGAUACACAAAUUAAUUUUAAUUUUGUCUAUCUUCAAUCGUAUAUUAUUCGAACAUAUCUUUUAUUAUGUCGUAUUAAUUAUCGGCAUAUCAUUCAAAAUUAUCGAUGUCAUAUUAAACGAACACAAAUCAGCACCGAUGGCGAACUAUUAGAUCUUGACGAAAAGUAUUCGAUUCAAAUGAAUCGUGAACAAUUAGAAACCGAUUGGAAUCAUUUGAAAGAAAUAUAUUUAGAUAAAUUAUAUCAUGGUCAUAAUCUACUACGACAAAUAGCUAUUUUAUUGAAAAAUAAUCAAGACGAUUUGUCUCAAGUAAAUCUUUAUGAAUUUAUCCAAUCAUUAGGAGACGAUAAUCAGUUGUUCAAACAAACAAAACAAUAUGAAAUUAAAGAUUUUCAAUUAUGUUAUAUUGAUCAUGUUCGACAAUUAUAUGCUAAUUCAAUUAGUGGUUUUCAACAUUUAUUUACUGAUAUAUCUCAAUUGCUUCGAACUUCAAUUGAUUAUCAACUUGAUGAAGAACUCAGUCAAAACUUAACAGCAACAAUAAUUAGCAUUGAUGAUAAUAAAGAUAUUGAGAAAAUAAAAUCAACAAUACAAACAAUAACUGAUCUAUUAACGGAUUUGAGAUCAGUUGAACAUUUUCUACUGCGUCAAUCGAACCAUUCAUUAACAAACACGUGUGAAAUUUUAGAGAUUCAAAAUUCUAUUCUUGAUUUAAUACCACAUGAAAUAAAAUGUGAAAAUUAUGUUGCUGUUAGCAUUCAUUUGAUUCGCAUGCGAACAAUUCUUCAAGAAAGAAUUGUCAAUAUCGAAGAGAAGCAAAGUAAACAAUGGAAUGAAAACUUUGACGUUCAAUCCAAUGACCAACAGCCGGAACAAGAAAAUUGUUUUCUUAAUUUUCUCAAUGAACCAUCAACAUCGGAUACAACACCGAAAAAUAACACUGGAUCAGAUGAUGAUUAUGAUGAUAUAUGGAGAGGAAUUCCGAGUAGUAUACCUAAUGAACUGAUAAAAGAUAAUUUACUUGGCAAACAAGAUUUUCCUCAACAACGUCGAAAUUCAACUAUUCAACAAACAACAAUCGAAGAAUAUUUAGAAUAUUCAUCUCUAUUUGAAUUAAAUCUUAAAUUUGUUCCGUUAACAUUAUCAACUUUAUUCGAUCAAAUUCAUAAACAAUUUGAGCAAGCUCAAACCCAAACUGUGGCCUUGAACAAAGCACAAAAAUUCGUUGUCACAUAUACAGACGGAAAGUCACGCGGAUCUUUGUGGAGGACUGAAAAUUUAUUUGAAAAACUCCGUAAUUUGUUCGAGAAAGAGAAAUUCGAUAUGAAUACAUAUACUGUUAUUGAUAAAAAUGAAAUUUGUGUCGAUUUCACGAAUAUAAAUGCUCGAUUACCGCAUGAAAUAUCUCUCGAAUAUUUUAUUAUUGAAAAAACUCUGUUAUUUUCAAUUCAAUUUAAUUAUCAGAAAAAAUUAUUCGACUAUUCCGCUACGUCUAAAAGUAAUAUAUCUACAAUAAUCGAUCGUUUUAUCCAUGAUAAUGACAUCAAACUCUUAUCAAACAAUAACUACCUCUGUUUCUUCGAUGAGCAUGGGAAAACUAUCGAAAAUGGAACCAUCGCUGAUCUAAUUAAUCAAUCAGAUCAUCCUGACAAGAAAAAAAUUUCGAUAACAGUCAACGAAGAAGAUAAUAAAACGAGCAUGCUGUGCGAAAUCACUAUACGAUCGAAACAAAAUAAUGAACAAAUCAGUUUAUUUGAUCCAAACACGCAAUGGAAACAGAUUGAUCAAUGGUUGAAACAUUUCAAUCAAUUCAUCGAUGCUCCUAUAAACGACUAUGCUUAUCUUCAUAAAGAGCUAAAAACAAUCAUCGAUGAAAAUCAGUCGAUUAGUUUUAUCAUUGGUGAACCAACAAAAUCAAUAAUCAUCGAUGGAGUUAAUCGAGGUGCGACAACUCAAGUGACAUUCUCCUAUGAAACCAAUUGUGUAUCAUUACGUGUACUAAAGUCGAUGAGAAUUUGUUAUAUAUUAAAUAAUGAACGUCUUCUAAGAGAAUUGUGUCUUAUUGAUAUAUCUCCAAAUGAUUGUGUUCUUGUAUUAGGAGAAGUCAACGAAAAAGUUUUAUCACAGAAUGAUAUUCAACAGCCUAUUAGUAAUUAUUUCCUUAGUGAAGAUCAACCAAUUCAUUUUCGAAUAUCAAUCGCUGUUCAAAUAUUGAAAUAUGAUGAUGAACAGCCUAUACAAAUUCUUCUGUCAAAUAGAAGUGCAACUAUGGAACAUGUCUUUCAAUUGGCAAAGGCUUCAAUUGAUAUCUACAAAUAUUUAGCUUCGAAUUAUACAAAGAAGAUCGUCGAUUUUAGUGAAAAACUAUCAAAUUUGAGGGAUACAAAAUUUAUUCUUGUCAAAGAACAUGAAACAUGUCUCGUAGCAAUUGAAAAAUCAAAAAUAAGUCAAUUAAUUGAUGUCGACGAUGAGGCCAACGAAUCUUAUUAUCAACGAUUUACUAUAUUUGCUACGAUCGGCGAUAUUUAUAGAGAAAAUAAAAUAGAUAUCGAUCAUCAACAUCUUCUAUGUUCUGAAGAUUUUGUUCCAUCGAUACAAACCAAGGUACUUUCAUUUUCAUCCGUCUCACCAAUUCGAUUUACGUUGAUUGAUGGAAAUUUACCAGUAACAGUAGUUGUUCUAAAUAAUGAAAAUCAAAAAUCAAUCACUUUUAAUUGCUCAAUGACGAUCACGGUGAAGCGUUUGUCAUUCAUUGCUUGUCAAUUGUUCGGUCUUAACAGCAAUUAUUAUCGAUUGAAACAAUCAGAUUAUGAUCUCGAUGAUGAUACUGUUUCUUUAGAAGAUAUUGAUUCCACGAUGACUCAAAUCGAAUUACAGUUAAUUUCAAUAGCAUCCAUCAACAGUUCGAUCAAAUAUGGCAAUCAAACAAUUGUCUUGCCCUGUUCUUGUGAUACAUCAACAGCAACAAUCAUUGAUGAAACAUUGCAGAAGCUGUAUCUUCCACAAGAAAGUCAUCAUAUGUAUGAAUUAACUGCAUUGGUUGACGAUGGGAUCCCUAUAGAAGAGGUUAUGUCUAUUGAGGAUAUCUAUGCAUUAUUUCCUUCUCGUCCGACAAUGAUACCGUUCGAAUUAACAAAAAAAAUUGACUAG